Messenger RNA from Fragaria vesca subsp. vesca, 2320 nucleotides. Its product is annotated as probable receptor-like protein kinase At1g49730-like. Gene Ontology annotation, biological process: protein phosphorylation. Lineage: Eukaryota; Viridiplantae; Streptophyta; Magnoliopsida; Rosales; Rosaceae. Gene Ontology annotation, cellular component: plasma membrane. The coding region runs from base 101 to 2179 and encodes 692 amino acids. The record is from RefSeq and is a predicted model, not a curated record. The transcript is spliced from 6 exons. Gene Ontology annotation, molecular function: protein kinase activity; ATP binding.
AGUAAGAAGGAAGCUGCUGCUCCUUUUGUUUUCAUUUAGGGUGAGAGAGAGAUCGAGUGUUAGAUCGGAAUCAAAAGGGGCCUGUCAGAUUGUGCCUCCCAUGGCCAAAUCUAGCACAAGAAAAAUAGUACUAGUCAGAGAAGAAGAACAACAACGAGCUCAGAUUUUAUAUUCUACUUGUUCAUCUUCUUCUUCCCCACACGGGUUUCAUUUUGUCUGUGGUUGCAGAACCGCCAGUUUCACUCUUACUCUCUUCCUUGUUUCCUCCCUACUCUUCACUUUCUCCGAGGCUUCUCGCCCCAUAAUCUCUGCCUCCUCCCCUUCCUCUUCCUCUUCUUCUCCCACCAACCCACCGACCCUCUCACCCUUUAAAACCCAUCACGGUGUCCACGUUGACCCUAAAAUCGUCACACUUGUAAUAACCCUCUCUGCCUUACUCACCUCUCUGGUUUUAAUCAUGGCCCUGUUUAAGUGUUUUGGCUUCAAACUGAAACGAAACCAGAACCGUGUUGGAACCGCAAUGGAAAUGACCAACACCGAAACUGUCGACGAUGUCGACGAUGAUGAGAACAAGAAGGGGGAGAGUGGCGUCAGGAAGUUCAGUUGGGAUGAGAUUGCGAGGUUCACCAACAACUUCUCGACGGUGAUUGGAUCCGGAGGGUACAGCACCGUAUACUUGGCUCACUCGCCGGAUUCCAUUCACCGGUUUUGGGCUAUUAAGAUCCACAACGGCAGCGAGCGUCUCAACCAGGUGUUCAGACAAGAACUUGACAUCCUUCUCCGUCUUGGCCAUCAAAGCAUCGUUAAACUUCUCGGUUAUUGUGACGAUCGAGAGGAGGGUGCUCUGGUUUUCGAAUAUGUAGCAAACGGAAAUUUACAAGAGAUUCUUCACGGCGAAGAACAGAGUGUUCUGCCAUGGAAGAAUAGGAUGCUAAUUGCAUAUGAAAUCGCACAAGCAAUUGAGUAUCUACACGAGAAAUGCGCCUUGCAAAUCGUUCACAUGGACAUCAAGGCAUCCAAUGUGUUGCUAGACAAAAACCUAAACUCCAAGCUCUGCGACUUCGGCUCAGCCAAAAUGGGAUUCUCCUCCACCGUGCAGCCGCCGUCUCCUGCGUUAAAGAAACAGUUUCUAAUGAUGGGCUCUCCCGGCUACACCGACCCUCACUACAUGAGGACCGGCUUCGCGUCCAAGAAGAACGACGUUUACAGCUUCGGCGUCCUGCUCCUUCAGCUCGUGACGGGGAUGGAUGCCUUCUGCUCGGACAAGGGUCAGCUGUUGACGUCGAUGGUGGGUCCCAGGCUGGUGGAUGGCGGGGAUAUGGAGGAGGAGGUGGUGGCGGGAAUGGUGGAUAGUAGGCUGGGAACGGCUGGCGGGUUUGACGUGGAGGAAGCGAGGGCCAUGCUCUCACUGGCCGCCACGUGCUUGCGGCAGUCUCCUACGCUCAGGCCAUCUGUCACUCAAAUUUUGCGGACAAUCACCGACAGAAUUUCCUCCAUCGCGUUCGUAAUAGAAGAGUCGCACCAUAAAUCAUACACUGUGCAAAUGAUCCUCUUUCUCAAUUAUCUUUGCAAUCUAGAAUGGAGAGUGGGAGUGUGUAUAUCCCCCACACAAGUCCAGAAGCUCACUGCGAUGAUGGCGUCGGCCACUCUCAGUUUCUCCAGGGUUUGCUUCUCCCAACACCAUUCCACUAUUCCCAGACCCAAAUCUUCUCACGCGUUUUCAAAUCCUAAUCCUUUCCGCUGCGACUUCAUUGCCGGAAAUAACGCGAUCAGUCUCCGAACCAGGCCCACCAAGGCAGCUUCCAAUCCCCGUCGUCGGUUUUCGUGCACUUCUAACUUGGCGGAGUAUGCCCAGACUACCUCCGCCGUUUAUGGAUUCCUCCUCCUCAGCGGUGGCUUCUUUGCCUAUACUAGGACAGGAAGCAAAGGGUCACUUAUUGGAGGUCUUUCAGGAGCAGCUGUAAUGGCCACUGCUUAUUAUUUGAUGCAAAAACCAGAGACUGAAGCUCUUGGUGAUGCCCUUGGCUUUGGGUCGGCAUUCCUUUUUGCUUCUGUAUUUGGAAUACGAUUAGCAGCUACUCGGAAAUUUGCUCCUGCAGGCCCUCUCUUGGCUCUUUCCCUAAGUGCACUGGCUGUGUUUAUAACAGCAUACCUUCAAGAUAGUGUCACUAAUCUUUAGUUCUGUCCUAUAGAGAUGCUUCUUUGUAACUGAGAAAUCGUGCAUUUCUUGUUGAUGUAGUAAAGUUGUAAACAAAUUUUGAAGUCAAUCUUUGUGUUCUAUAACUGCUUCUUCCUCUUUUUCUGGAUUUGAAGUUUUGAC